UCAAAAGAACAUGGCCGCACAUUAGAUGAACACAUAAUUUUUUUCUUUACUGUUUGCCAAGUUAAUUAAGUGUCAAAGUGCUGUAUAAAUAUUUAACAAAAAUAAUUCUAUUUCAUUACAAAUAUCAAUUGUGAUAAUCGCAAGAAAAUUGAAGUUUUUUGAAUUGAAAUAGAACAUUUUUUUUAAAUUCGAAUUGUAUUUAAGCAAAAGGAGGUUGUUUUAUUAACGGAUCCAAAUAAAUAUGAUGCACCAUCAUCAUCCGAUACCCCAGUCCCAACUGCAAAGGGGAGACCCAAAUAGGAUGGGUCAACAAACACAUCGUCUAUUGCAAAAUCAGCAACGAGGGCAUCCUCCGAUUAUGCUUGGCGUGGCAGGAGCAUCUCCUGUACCUCCACCUGAUUUAUCUAGAGUGCGAAAAAAGUUUAGUGGAAAACCAAGGUGUUCGUUAUUAAACAUCAUUUUUCUUUCUGUAAUUUUGAUGAGCACGGUAAAAGCCAUGGAUCUAGCAACAUUAUCUAAAGCUGAUCUACAAAAAAUUUUUGGAGAAUUAAAUUGUAUUGAAGGCGUAAUUGUAACAAUGCCAUCGGUGCCAUUACAAGCAAUGACACAAUCUGUACAUCAACAACAGGCUCAAACUGUGCAACAAUCGCAAACGCCCCAGCAGGUUAUGCACAGUCAACAGCCCCAACAACAAGUUCAACUAGAUAUGGAGAAUAAUCAAGUUGAUAAUUCAAAACAAACGAAUACGUUAACAAACACAACUGUAAAUCAACAAUCAUCAAAUCAGCAACAGAACAUUGUGAAUAAUAAUCAGAAUCAGCAACAACAGCACAACACUACGAUGGGCAGUGGUGCUAGCAGCAGCUUACCGUCCGGAACAACUAAUACAUUAAAUUCAGCACCUACCGCCACGGCCGACAACUCCUCAAGCGCCCCUGCUUCUAGUAGCUUGGCUAACAUUAAAGAGAAGACACCCAUGUGUUUGAUAAAUGAGCUGGCCCGUUUCAAUAAAAUCCAACAUCAGUAUCGACUUACAGGGGAAUCGGGACCUGCUCAUAAGAAACGUUUCACAGUCAGCUUAAAGCUAGGCACUGAGGAAUACGAGGCCGAGGGCAACAGCAUUAAGAAAGCUCAACAUGCAGCUGCCAAAGAAGCUCUAUUACUAACCAAGUUGAAACAUCCACCACCGAAGACAUCCCGUAAUUUACGAUUGGGAGUUAAUGGUUACAAUCCCGGCUAUCAUCGUGGUAACAUAUACAAUCAACAAGGAAAUCGAUUCAACUACGAUACGCGCAGAUACAAUGGACGGGGUCAUUACCAUGGCCAUUUCGAUAACCAGCAUCCAGGAAAUGCAGGGCGAUACCAAGGGUAUGCCGGGUAUGGUAAGCCACAUGGUUGGCAUGGCCCUGGUAAUCCUGGUGAUACAUUUACUGUGACCCUACGUGUUGGCCCUCGAGGUUAUACUGGUGAAGGACCCACUGCGCAAGCUGCUCGCCACGAUGCUGCGUCACGUGCUUUACAAGAACUCCGUCAUCUUCCGUUACCAGAUUCAGCACCAGCAGAUCAAAGCACAUUCCCAGUAAAUGGUGCCACUGAAAACGGAAAUCAAUCAACGAAUGCCGAAGAUAUAAAUUACGAAUUGAAAUCACCAAUAUCACUUGUACACGAGAUUGCAUUAAAACGUAAUUUAAAUGUUUCAUUCGAGGUACAAAGUGAAAAAGGUUUACCACACAUGAAAGUAUUUGUGACAACAUGUACAGUGGGUGAUAUGGUCACUGAAGGUGAGGGUAACGGUAAGAAAAUAUCGAAAAAACGAGCCGCUGAAAAAAUGUUGGAUGAAUUAAAAAAAUUACCACCAUUAUCGCCUACCCAUAUGUUCAGUAUGUCACGUUUAAAACGCAAACCAGCCGUUCCAAAGAAGAAGACACGCAGUUUAAUCAAAGUGUUCCAAGGACAGAACGAACCCGAUUAUACUGAAGAAAUCAAUCCAAUAUCACGACUGAUACAAAUCCAACAAGCUAAAAAAGAAAAGGAACCAGUUUAUAAUUUAUUAGAAGAACGUGGUGCUGCCAGACGACGUGAAUUUGUUAUGGAAGUAACUGUUGGGCAACAUUCAGCUACUGGAACUGGUACUAACAAGAAAUUAGCUAAACGUGCUGCAGCUGAAGCACUCUUACAACAACUUGGCUAUAAUCAACAAACACCAGCUCAAAAUAUUGAUAAAACAAAUGUAAAUGUAAAACCGGCAAUAAACACACAACAACAAGAGAUUCAAGAGAAACAACGUAAAGUAACAUUUUUGGAGGAUAAAACUGAGAGUCAACCACAAGGUGGUACAAGUGGACGACAAUUGGUGCCAGGUCUAUUAUUAAUGGGUGAUCAAUCAAACAACACAUUCUCGGCAGCUAAAUCCGGUGUGAAUAUACAAACAACAGCAACAAUUGCCAAAGAAUUCUUAAAAGCUGGUAAUUCACCAACUGCGGAUGCCCUAGCCAAAGCUGGCCACAAUACAAAAAUCAUGUCACAAGGUGGUGAUCAGUCACAGAUGACGAAGACAUCAUCCACACAAGUGUUUAGACCGAAACAGCAAUUAUUGUAUUUAUCCAAAUUAUUGAAUUUCCAAGUACAAUUUUCUGAUUUUCCAAAAGCCAAUCACGAAGAAUUUCUUACGCUAUUGUCGUUAUCGACAGAUCCGCCACAGGUAUGUCACGGUGCUGGUGAUAGUACAGAUGAAUCACAUGAUCAAGCUGCUUUAUCAGCUUUACGAGUUCUUUCAGAAAUGGGAUUGGAUAAUAAAAUUCAAUUAGAAAAUAAAAAAGAUACUCAAAACGGAAUGGUGGAUGGACAUAAUCCAAAAAGUUGUACAAAACCAAGUAUUUUAAGUAAUGGAAUUAAAAAAUAAAUAAAUUUUACAACAAACAAACAAAAAAAACAAAUUCCAUUAUAAAAAAUUCAAUAAAAAACAAAUUGAAGUAUUCUAC
Molecule: messenger RNA, 2981 nt
Organism: Chrysoperla carnea
Lineage: Eukaryota; Metazoa; Arthropoda; Insecta; Neuroptera; Chrysopidae
Gene: stau
Product: double-stranded RNA-binding protein Staufen homolog 2
Exons: 14
Coding region: 242-2902 (886 amino acids)
Source: RefSeq, a predicted model, not a curated record